Magnolia sinica is the source of this 1336-nucleotide messenger RNA. Its product is annotated as transcription factor Pur-alpha 1-like. Gene Ontology annotation, biological process: regulation of transcription by RNA polymerase II. Lineage: Eukaryota; Viridiplantae; Streptophyta; Magnoliopsida; Magnoliales; Magnoliaceae. Gene Ontology annotation, molecular function: purine-rich negative regulatory element binding; DNA-binding transcription factor activity, RNA polymerase II-specific; RNA polymerase II transcription regulatory region sequence-specific DNA binding. The transcript is spliced from 5 exons. Bases 199 to 1056 code for a protein of 285 amino acids. Gene Ontology annotation, cellular component: nucleus. The record is from RefSeq and is a predicted model, not a curated record.
CGCGCAUGUUCGUAAAAACGCGAUUUGUUAGGAAACAAACCGAAAGACUUAAAAACGACCCCCAUGCCGGGCCCACCGAGUCAAACCCUAACCCUAAUUCCCAAAUCCCACGCCAGCACGAAGAAGAGGAAAGGAGACAAAGCAAACGUUGAAAUCGGGAUUUCAAAACCCUAGAAUUAGGGUUUCCAGGGUUUGGGGAUGGAAGGUGGCGGUGGUGGUGGUGGUGGUGGGGGUGGGACUGACGUGGAACUGGUUUGCAAGACGCUGCAGGUGGAACACAAGCUCUUCUACUUUGAUCUGAAGGAGAAUCCACGUGGACGGUAUCUGAAGAUCUCGGAGAAGACGUCGGCGACGCGGUCCACCAUCAUCGUCCCUGUCAGUGGCAUCGUUUGGUUCCUCGACCUCUUCAAUUACUACGUCAACACUGACGAUCACGAUCUCUUCAGCAAGGAGCUGCAGCUCGACACUAAGGUAUUUUACUUUGACAUCGGGGAGAAUAAGAGGGGGCGGUUUUUAAAGGUGUCGGAAGCAUCCGUUAGCAGAAAUCGCAGUACAAUCAUUGUUCCUGCAGGAAGCUCCCGUGAUGAAGGGUGGGCAGCAUUCAGGAACAUUUUGGCGGAGAUGAAUGAAGCUUCGCAGCUCCUCAUCCUACCAAAUCAGCAGAAUUCAGAAUCUUCCGAACGACUUGCAGGGCUUUCUGAUGAUGUGGGUGCUGGGUUCAUAUCAGGCCAUAGUACUCAGCCUGCCUCGGCAUCCGAGUUGAAUGUCGACAGAUCAGCCGAUUUACCCCAACAGGAUGAAAUUGGAAGCUUGGGGGUUUCCAAAGUAAUCAGAGCUGAUCAAAAGAGGUUCUUCUUUGAUCUGGGUAGCAACAGCAGGGGCCAUUUCUUGAGGAUCUCUGAGGUGGCCGGGGCAGAUCGCUCAUCUAUCAUUCUUCCCCUGUCUGGGCUGAAGCAGUUCCAUGAAAUGGUAGGUCAUUUCGUGGAGAUCACGAAAGAUCGAAUUGAAGGAAUGACGGGUGUGAGCGUCCGGACAGUGGAGCCCUCACAGAGAUGAACUUAGUGGAUUGUGUUUUAGUAAGUAACAAGCGUUUGCAUUUGCUAGAUUUGUAGGUAUCCCGUUUGAGUAGAGGGUGCUUUUGUGCAGAGCAUGUUGUCAUCCUGUUAUUUUUCUUCUCGUCUGAUAGAAAUAAUCUCUUCUCUCUAUUCGAUAACCGGAUAAGUCGGGGGAAAGUUUGCCAAGCUUUCUUCUGAUUGAGUAAUAACGAAGAACAGAGAAAUCCUGUAAUUCUUGCAUCCGUUGGUAUAAAAAAGAUUGGCACCCAAAUUACCUGUGA